Molecule: messenger RNA, 2827 nt
Organism: Lycium ferocissimum
Lineage: Eukaryota; Viridiplantae; Streptophyta; Magnoliopsida; Solanales; Solanaceae
Exons: 11
Coding region: 778-2664 (628 amino acids)
Source: RefSeq, a predicted model, not a curated record
CUAUAUUGUUUGUUUGAGUAUGUGAAUUCUUGAUUACUGAACUAAUACUAUGUGCUGUGAGCCUUGUUAUGAAUAAUGAUUUUGCUUGAGUUUGAUCAUUGUGAAUUCUCUCUUUCCCUUUACUGGGUAAUGCUUAAAAAUUCAAGAUUCCAACUUGGUUUCCUUUAGAACAGUUACUGAGUGAGGUAAAGGAAAUUUGAUUAAAAUUUGAUUCAUUGGUUCACUUUUAGCUUGAUUUUUUGUUGAUUGGAUGAUUGAUUGAGUUUGAUUAUUAAAAAUAAACUGCAAAGUGAGGUAAAGGUAGAAUCUUGGAUGAAAUUUGGAUUUUUUUGCUUCACUUUUAGCUUGUUUUGUUGUUGAUUGGAUGAAUGAUUGAGUUUGGUUAGUAAAGUUUAUGUCUUUGUGCUUUGUGAUGUUUUUGUGGCCAUUUCUGGUUUUGUUUGUUUGAGGAAAGAUGGGAAUGGUAAUAUGUGAAUCCUUGACUUUUGUUGAUUUAAAUUAUGAUGUUGGUUGAAACUAAUACCAUCUGCUGUAAGCCUUGUUGUGAAUAAUAAUAUUGCUUGAGUUUGAUUGUUAAAGCUUAUGUCUUUGUGGUGUGUGAUGUUUUUGUGGCUUUUUGUGUUUUUGUUUGUUUGAUGAGAGAUGGGUUUCCAUCAGAACAACUACUGAGUGAGGCCUGUUCAUACUCGAUAUACCAAAACCACUUCAUUCGAUUAUAGCUGUUGCAGCUUUUAAGAAUUUGAAAGGAGACAGUUCUGCUUUCCUUGGAUAUGCAAUAUGAAGGACGCUGGUAACAUCUCUCAGUACCGAGAUAAAUUGGAUCAGACAUUAUUGUCUCAUGAUCUUGUAAACAAUGAUUUACUUAAGAACCUUGUCAAGAAUCAAAUGCUACGCUCGUCCGAGUGUGAUCUUCAAGAAUGCAGUGACGAUCUGGUAGAGAGAAGAACCAAGGAAGUGGCAAACUUCCUGAGCAUGUUAAGGAGUACAUCUGUAACUGAUAGUGAGCAGUCAAAAUCUUCGGAAGCAGCAUAUGGUGCUUGGAAAGUGAAACAAGAUACUGAAGAAUACCGUGUUAUGUAUCGAGAGGGACCAGAAGGCACUCCUUUCCAUACCCUCCUUGUUGAAGGCUAUGUAGACGGCCCAGCAGAUGUUUGUUUAUGCAUCUCAUGGGGGGCAGAGUUCUACAAGAAAUGGUGGCCUCAAACCGCAAUUCCUACAUUUAAGAUUGUAGCCUCGGAGUGCGUGCAGAAGGUCAGAGAGGGUGAACAAAUAUGUCUAGUAAGGAUGAAGCUUUCAUGGCCAUUGUCAGCAAGGGAGGCCCUUAUACAUUUCUUUGUAUUUGAGUACAUUCAAGACGGUCUGAUAGUAGUGCUUCUAAAUUCGAUCUCUGACGUAGAUAGUGUUGACAGAAGUACGCAUGGGUACUCGAAAGAAGGAAUACCACUCCCGCAGGAUGUAGUACGAAUUGAUGUGGUGGGAGGUUUCGCUAUCCAGAAAGUUACUGAUAAUCGUAGCUACUUCAGGACUAUAGCAAACAUGGAUAUCAAACUGGACUUGAUUCCUCCUUCAUUCAUCAAUUUUGUCUCAAGGCAGCUCGUAGGUGCUGGUUUCAAGCUUUAUAAAAAGGAAGUAGCUUCAGUUACCAAAGGUGACGAAGAUUUCAGCAAAGCUCUAAAAGAUCCACUAUAUGCUCGCAUACGAAAAGCUCUUUAUUCGGAUAAUAUACCUAAUGGCAACACGGCUUUGGAACUGCUAGACCUAAAGAAAGAUGUGGAUCAGCUUGAUGAAGAGAAAAUUAAUGGCAAUGGGGUUUUAGAAUUGCAAGAGUUCAAGGAAGAAACAUGUGUUAGUCUCGAUGAACGGACAGGAGAUGGAAACGGUGCUUUAGAACUCCAAGAUCCAAUAAGAGACGCCUAUGUUCAACCGGGACAAGUAGUACAAACAAAUGUUGAAGAUAAAAUCCCAGAGCACAAGGAUGACUUUGGGGCUAAAGAUAACAAAAUUCAUAGUGAAAUUGAGGAAAUUAAUGAAGACACAGGUGAUAUGAUUGAAAGUUUAGAUGAGAAUGAUGAAAAAGUCCGUGAUUUUCCAGCUAAUCAACUCGUAGAUGUGCCUACCAACAAGAAGGAGGUUGUGAUUAGCUCUGAGGUUCGACAAGCUCUGGGAACUUUGGAGAAGGCUAUCUCUAUCAUUAGAGAUUUUGGAUAUAAUUUGGAAAUUAGGUCCGUUCCCAGCAACACUACUGUUAAGUCUGUCGGUGUAGAGGACAACGGACAGAAAGAUAGAAAAUCAUCAGAAACUGAUCGAAUUCAUGGAAGUGGCAGAGCUUGUGCUGAAUCGCCCAAAAAAGAAUUGUUAGAGGGGAUUUUUUAUGAACACAGGAACAGCUCUGCUAGUCAUGGUUCCAGGCGUACAAGUUCUAGUUUGUGCAUGAGGGAAGCUAACCACAACAAGAAGAUUGCUCCUGCAUCACCGGAUGAUUAUGUUGAAACCUCUGGCGAAGCACGACAAGUUGUUGUACGUACCUCAGUAGACCAAAAGAAGGAAGAUAUCGUCACAGCUGUCCAUGCAGAUAGCGUCCACGGAAAAGAGAAUGGUAAAAGAAAAAGAAAGCUACCAUUUUACUGCUGCUUGUAUUUUCUCCCGGGACAAGUCAUGAGUUAAGUAAGAGAGCAAUUUGUUUAUAGGAAAGCAACUAUAGAUUACCUGUUAUUACGUAUGUAAAAUUCUCAUGGAAUUAAGGUCAAUACCAUAGUGUUCUAUACAACACAAUGUAACUAACAUGCUUAUAUUUAUGACACUAAUUUGAUAGUGACAGUACCACAAA